GGAGCUCUCAGUCUGUGAUGUUAGGAUCCAUGCCAGCAAGUUCGGUGCCGACAGGGAAAACACGUUGAGAGCAAAUCAGAGUCAGGACAGUGAGUCUGGACACACUCUCUCCGCUGUGUUCUGCUGAACUCCUGUGAAUGACAGACGUGCAGCAGACGGACACUAAUCUCUUCAGAGUCCAACACAACUGUCUGGAAUGAUGGGUGAUGUUCAGUUUGUUACAGGAUCUCACGUCUCCAAGAUGACUCUGACUCUGGGACGAGGUUCCCCUAGCCCAGAGCCUCCUGUUUUUACCCUCCCGCCACGUAAUACCCGCAUCUGCCAAGGGGGUACCGCGCGCCUGGAAGGGAAGGUACGUGGAUUUCCAGAGCCCCAGGUUUGCUGGUUUAGGAAUGGGAAACUACUGAUAGCAGGAGAUCAUUAUUCUAUGGAACAAAGUGCUCGUGGGACCUUUAGUCUGGCGGUCCAGGAAGUCCAGGAUGAGGAUGGAGGACGUUACACGUGUGAGGCUGUCAAUGAUGCUGGGAGCCGCCAGGUUACCGUGGAGAUCAUUGUGGAAGGAAAUGCAGGAAAAAAAUACAGUCUUCCUUCCUCCAACAGAGCAGGUGGAUCUCUGGGUGUCCCUGCAAUAGAGAAUAGACCCAGUAUCUGGGGUGAAAGCCCCCCAAAGUUUGUGACUAAACCUUCUCGCCUGUAUCUCAAAGUGGGCCAGAGCGGCAAAUUCUCAGCCAAGAUCACGGGACGACCCCAGCCACUGGUGCAGUGGUAUAAGGGAGAAGAGAAGAUCCAACAGUCUGAUCACUAUAACAUGUUUGAGAGGUCAGGAAUGCAUUUCCUGGAGAUUCGCCACAUGUGCUCAGAGGACGCUGGUGUGUACACCUGUCUGGUGGCCAACAGUGCCGGGAAAGCCUCUGCAACCGCCGAACUUAUUGUCCAAGAUGGAGACACUGAAACAGUCACCGUCCCCAAAGCAUCUCAAGAUCUCUCGAAACCAUGUGUGGUCAAGCACAGCACCAACGGAUUUGACGUUAAACAAAAACCUUCCAGCACAUCCAGCCGCACUGCAACCACAGAGACACGCACACCGCCGUCUACUACCAUUGUGACCAGAACAGACGAACCAAAAAUAACAUCAUCACUAUCCUCACAACCUAUCAGCAAAUCCACAGAUGGAAAAUCAGCAGCUGGUCAAAAGACAUCAAACCUUGUGAAUGUAAGAAGUCAGAACAUUGUAAAGAAUGAGUCACAUGGCAUAAAAAGAGCUUCCGGUUCGUUCAGAGAUCCAGAAAAGGUUCCUGAAGCAUCACGGCUGGAGUCCAGCAGAGACGCCCGCCAGCAAACCAGAGAGAGCAAAGUGGACAUGCUAGAAACUCUGCCAAGUUUUGACUCCCAGCCUCAGAGCCGAGAGGUUGCGCAGGGGGAAAAGGUCACGUUCAGAUGCCAAGUGUCUGGGUCUCCAGUGCCGACGGUGAGCUGGAUGAAAGAUGGAGCUCCUCUCAGACAGAGAUCAGGCGUCAGCACGCGACAGGAGGGCAGUCUGCACGUCCUGUGUCUGGAGAGCGCUCACAUAACUGACACGGGACAGUACGGCUGCACUGCUGCCAACACAAGAGGAAAGACUGCGGCCCACUGGAGCCUGACUGUCAAACGUGUGAGGGUGGAGGCGAAGCCCCCGGUGUUCAGUUCUCCUCUGAAGGAUUGUUCAGUACUAGAGGGACAGGAAUUCGUCCUGCAGUGCUCAGUGGAGGGCAGACCACUGCCUGAGCUCACCUGGCUGCACAAUGAUCAGCCUGUUCCAUAUUCCCACACUGUGUUUGAGAAUAGUACGACUCAGCUGAGAGUUAAAGCAGCUGUUUUGGAGGAUGCAGGCAUGUAUUCAUGUGUCGCAGUGAAUGAUCAUGGCAGAGCUGUGUGUACAGCUUGUGUACUGGUUAACGGUAAGACACUCGUCCCCUUCUUCUAUAUUAUUAUUUGGCAGCAUAUUCAGAAUUAAAAUGUGUUGGACGCUGAAAUCAGUCACACUUAACACUGUCUGAAUGUCAUUGCAUUAGAUAGAAAAUAUCAAACCUGGGUGAUUUGUUUUAAACAAAUAUAACUCAAACACACUUUUCAACCUAAACAUUUCACAAAAAGAUGUUUUAAAUGAUAAAAAUCUUGUGUUGAAAAUAAAUACAAGCAGUAUUGUGACAUUUUGUGGUUGUAAAAUGUUUGUGAAUUAUG
This is a messenger RNA of Cyprinus carpio (common carp), 2220 nucleotides long. RefSeq names its product myosin, light chain kinase a (gene mylka). The record is from RefSeq and is a predicted model, not a curated record. Gene Ontology annotation, biological process: protein phosphorylation. Lineage: Eukaryota; Metazoa; Chordata; Actinopteri; Cypriniformes; Cyprinidae. Gene Ontology annotation, molecular function: protein binding; ATP binding; protein kinase activity. The transcript is spliced from 11 exons. The coding region runs from base 197 to 1993 and encodes 598 amino acids.